Molecule: messenger RNA, 2184 nt
Organism: Coniophora puteana RWD-64-598 SS2
Lineage: Eukaryota; Fungi; Basidiomycota; Agaricomycetes; Boletales; Coniophoraceae
Exons: 4
Coding region: 1-1536 (511 amino acids)
Molecular function (GO): DNA binding
Source: RefSeq, a predicted model, not a curated record
AUGCUCAUCCCCCCCGACCGCCCGUCCCCGUCCCUUUUUCAGCCCACCCAGGCCAACCCGGCCCAGGCAAAGGCAAAGAUGCAGCAGCGCCCCACAUGCACCAAAGUGCGCAUACGGUCCACCCGCGACGCCCACAAGAUCUUCUAUGCUGUACAGCUCAACAUCCUCCCCAUGAUCACCAGGCGUCUCGACGCCGACGAGCGUCUUGCCCUCUGCUCAGGCUGCGUCUACGCCUGGGAGGAACGAGGUCCCCACACUGAAAUCACGGGCCUCGGAAUCGAACGGUUCACCGAAGGGCGCCGCUGGAGCCCCUCGCGCGUUCGCGACGAGUUUCUGUUUUACUAUGAAAAGUACACGCCACCUUCCGACGCGGCGCACUCUGGCUAUCCAGAUAAGCAACCUCCUCGGGACUGGGACCCUCUCGUCAAGCAGACUUAUUCCGUCUGGGUGAACACCGAGAAGGGUCGUCGUAAAUGGCACCUGACCGCCUAUUUCACGCAGGCGACCGUGGAUCAGUUAGGCACUAUCGACGACCUUCCGGAGGUGGCUAACCUUCAGGUUCCGGACGGCACCUUUCAGAGCACGCGUGUCAGCAAGACGACGCGCAAGGGCGACGACCCACGCUCUCGAAGCAGCGAUGUCCUCAAGUCCUCAUCCUCGGCCGUCACCCGCACAUACGCACCCUUUUCGGCAUCAUACCCCACGCCUCUCCCUUCUCACGGAAACCCUUCUCCGUCUCCAUGUCCUCCGCCUUCAAACCCGUACCGAGCUGGGCCGUACGCACCUCAACAUGGCGAAUUUCCUCCUGCGGUAAACGCCGUCUCCCCCUAUUCCGUUCCGCCUCUACACCAGCUCGAGAACCAUCACCCCCUGGGGCACAUGCGGCCCUCGUACGAUGAAGCGGAUUUCAAACGUCGUCCGUCGAUGGCAUCGAUCACAAGUUCCGACUAUCGUCGUCCGUACGACUAUCCAUUCCCACCAGACAACUACAACCGUCCUUCUUCGGCAACAUCCAGUAGAAUGUCUGACGACAUGCCACAACGUUACGACAAUUAUCAACCCUCCGCACGGACUGUCCUUCCUGCUUUUAACGAUACCCCUAGCCAUUACAGCUACCCACAACAUGAUACCCUACGUCACGAACCAAACUCGCCCCGCUUGUCUACAGGAAACUCGUCUCACUCCUCCCCCGGUCCUACAUCUCAUCUUCGUCCACUGUCGAAUUACGAGGCUGUGCCUUACGACGUCCACGCGCGCUCCAGCUCGACCAGCCCCUAUGCGUUUCCACCUGUAGCCUCCUCGCCCGGACGACCUGGCCAGAUCUCGCUGCCUCCGCCGGCUCAGCUUCUCCUUCCCAACGGAUCGCUGUCCUUAGGCGAGGCGCAGUCAUCCAUGCGCAACGUAUCAGAUUCGAGCGGGCCUGGGCCCUGUCGUGUCGAACUCGCUCCACUGCGCCCUCUCCAACGCGAUCACCCGUACAGGCGGCACCCCGCGGACGACAAGGCCCUGCGCAUGCUCGGACCUCGGACCACCUGAAUCUUUGGAGGCGUUCGUAAUGCUUAACGCGUAUAGCGCGCUGACCGGGCGUCGCGCCUCCGCUUUCUCUCUUGCCUUAUCCAAGCGGUCAGCGCUGUCGAGAAGACUUGGAUAUGGCUCUGGCUAUAACUGGCUAGAUGCGGCUACUUUGGAUUUGCGGUCGUCCCCACGACAGACGAUCUGCUGCGUUGGUGGUGGGCGGGUGAGUGACUUGACACGGACGCUUGUAAAAUUUCUUUUCGACCUCCACCGCUCUAUACGCCGGGUUGCUGUAUGAGCACUGAUCAUUAAACCGUUCUCUGUCUGACGUUCGGAUCUCCUUUUUCCUGCUGCGCUCGCGGAUACACUUUCCCUGCCUCGAAUCGAUCAUUUGUUAUACAGUUUCGGCCUCUGAAGGAUUGGAUUUUAGAUCAAUUUGUUUCUUCUGACUUCAUUUUCGACGCUUUGCUUGCAUUUGCCACUUUGCCAUUUAUACACUGAAUACAUACACGGGCGUAGAGACUGUUCCAUAUGUAACACCAAGUACUAGCUACGACUACCAUACCACUUUUUGCAUGUUCCUGUUUCGUCGUAUCUUUGGAAUCCAUAGUUAAGUUGAUUGUUGUCUGGCUUCAAUGUCCCGAUGCCUCUAUGUGAAGUUGGUCGACC